This is a messenger RNA of Medioppia subpectinata, 367 nucleotides long. The record is from the annotation of a GenBank genome assembly. NCBI's taxonomy places the organism in Eukaryota, Metazoa, Arthropoda, Arachnida, Sarcoptiformes, Oppiidae.
AAAACAUCAAAACAAUUGUUAAAAACGGAUAAAAGACUCACUAAUUGUCACUCAUUUUCAUCCAUCGUCUUCACAGCCAUUGUCUUCGCCGGGCAUCUGAUCCACCGAAGAGAUGGCCGCCAAAGAGAGUAAAACUGAUAAGAUAUUGGAGUACGUCAUCAAAGAGAUAAUGUCGGCCACAGACGAGCGGAAGCGCGAGAAGUUCAUACUCGACAACAAGAAGACAAUCGCACCGAUGAUCCGACUAUUGGCCCAAACGGUGACGAGCGGUGGCGACCCGUCCACCGGUCAACUGGCGCUCAAUUGUCUCCUAUUGAUCAGCUGUGCGGCCACUGAACGCCAAUUGGACGCCGCGCUCACCGACGCC